Molecule: messenger RNA, 1647 nt
Organism: Melampsora larici-populina 98AG31
Lineage: Eukaryota; Fungi; Basidiomycota; Pucciniomycetes; Pucciniales; Melampsoraceae
Exons: 4
Coding region: 1-1647 (548 amino acids)
Source: RefSeq, a predicted model, not a curated record
AUGCCUCUCCUCAAUGAUGUCAUGAAAGAGGCCUUGCGCCUUGUUGAAGAAUGUCCAAUGAUCGCCACGGCUACAUGCAUGGAUAAUAUUUACAAGAAGUUUUCUAAUCCACCAUAUUUACCCGCCGAGGAUGUGGACGAAGGAAUUUGGAUGAGUGUCAAUAAGGAACUUGACGGACUCUUUGGUUCUGAAAACAGUCAUGAAAACAUCCGAAAGGGACCUGAUGGCAUGCUUUUGGUAAUUGAAUGGGUCAACAAGGCGCGCGAGCAUCCCACCUGGUAUUCGCCGGAGGACAAGGCACAAAACAUCCAGAAGAAAGAAUUUGUACAAAAGUCAAGGUAUUAUGUCUAUCAGCACUCGGAAAACCUCUUCCAGCUGAUACUCCUCAAUCUGAACCAAAUGGUAUUGAACCCCACACCUGAUCCCAAUGUCGCAGUCGCCAAGGAGCCUAAGCCUCCUCCCAAACGACACAAUACACUCGCCAGUACCACCAUCCUGAUCUCAUCCGAAGACGAGGAAAUUGUAUAUGUCAAAAGCAACAACCUGAGUAAAAAAAACAAAAAACCCAAAGAAUCAAAAAGAAAAGACGUAAUCACACUAUGCCCUCUAUCAGCACCGAACAAGCCUUGCAUAUGUUGUAAGGUUGAACGACACCCAAAGGGUAAGGCAUUCAGCUGUCACUGUGGUGCAGCACCAGUUACGCUUCAUCAAGGGCGAAUUGAAGGUGCACAAGCGCACUGGUCGAGUGGUUUGUGUAAAAGUGCAACAUCCAGUUUACGAACGAACAAGCUCUUGAGCUCGUACUUUGUCAAGGACCCAGCUCUCCAACCUGUCAACAAGAAUAUUAUUGAAACCAUCUGUCCAGGUCUUACAGAUGAAACCUGGUCUAGACCCCGAGCCGAGCAGACCAUUUCUCAGUUUAUGGAUAGCACCUGUAGCGUUUAUCGGGGCGUUAAUCGGCACGAUGUUUGUAAAGAACUCUUUGGACCCACUGUCACUGAGAACGAUGUCAACAAAUCACAAAAGGCCCAGCUUCUUGCAGCAAUGGAUGCACGGGCGAUUUGGGAGGUUAAGCGACAUGGCAAACAAAAUGUGAUCUACUCGAAAAAAUGUGAACAGACUUUCAAACGCCACAAAGAUGACCCUGUGCGGCCAUGUGAUUCAUGCCUGGAGGUGAAAGAAGAAGGCAGCUUAGUUCGAGCUGUCAAUCACAAAUAUGCCGUGGGCGACAAAUUAAAAUUUACACCCAACUAUCUUUUGGUCGCCAAUAAAUACAAUGCUCUACUGAGAAAGUUCUUAGACCUCAAAACUCUUGACAAAUCUCUCGAAUCUUCAACUGGUGGCGAUUUUGGUGAUUUCCUCGAACACCUAGCAAUCAUGGCUAGAAGGGGAAUCUUCAAAAACCAAGAAGCCGUCAAAGGGAUGAUCAUGGGAUGUGCUAUCCGUGCCGAGCGUGAGAAGGCAGGGAAAUCUCUCCGGGGUAUGCGGAUCAAUGCUCAUCUUAAUGAUUGCCUCACAACUCUGGGUGCGAUGAGCAAGAGCGCUCUGAAGCUGGUCACGAAGAACUUUGGUGGUAAAACACCAACGGCUGGAUCGGGCAAAGAGCAAGACCGAGAUAGAAGACGAAAUGGCUCAAGGAAAUUUUGA